Molecule: messenger RNA, 508 nt
Organism: Eurypyga helias (sunbittern)
Lineage: Eukaryota; Metazoa; Chordata; Aves; Eurypygiformes; Eurypygidae
Gene: HSD17B2
Product: hydroxysteroid (17-beta) dehydrogenase 2
Exons: 2
Source: RefSeq, a predicted model, not a curated record
GCUGGAAAGAGCCACCGUCAAGCUUUAUCAUGUUUAUAUUGCUCCUGCAGGAGGCAUUCCGCUGCCGAGGUAUGCCGCGUACGGCGCGUCGAAAGCAGCUCUGUCCAUGUUUUCUGGAGUAAUGAGGCAAGAGCUCUCCAAAUGGGGAAUUAAAGUUGCUGCAAUUCAUCCGUCGGGCUUCCGAACAGGUAUACAAGGCACACCUGACCUGUGGGAUAAGCAAGAAAAGGAGCUGAUGGAGAACCUUUCGGCAGACACAAGGCAAGACUACGGUGAGGACUAUCUCCUGGGGCUGAAGAGCUACCUCCUGCACAUGCCAGCGUAUUGCGACGCCGACCUCUCCCCCGUGCUGGGCGCUAUCCUGCACGCUCUGCUGGCCAAGAGACCAUGCGGCUUGUACACCCCCGGCAAAGGGGCUUAUGUGCCCCUCUGCGUCUUCUGCUACUUUCCUCUCUGGUUCUAUGACUUUUUCAUUAGUAAGAUGCUGAGUCUGUCCCAGGGGCGCUGA